This is a messenger RNA of Parus major (Great Tit), 2346 nucleotides long. RefSeq names its product ankyrin repeat and kinase domain containing 1 (gene ANKK1). Gene Ontology annotation, biological process: protein phosphorylation. Gene Ontology annotation, molecular function: protein kinase activity; ATP binding; protein binding. The coding region runs from base 1 to 2346 and encodes 781 amino acids. NCBI's taxonomy places the organism in Eukaryota, Metazoa, Chordata, Aves, Passeriformes, Paridae. Gene Ontology annotation, cellular component: cytoplasm. The record is from RefSeq and is a predicted model, not a curated record. The transcript has 8 exons.
AUGGGUACAGAGAGGGGCCGGCAGCUGGGCAGCCUGACCGUGUUCAGCAAGGAGGAUUUUGAGGAUGACUGGGUGCGAGUGGCCAGCGGGGGCUUUGGCCACGUGUACCAGGUGAAGCACAGGAGGUGGAGGACGGUCUAUGCCGUGAAAUGCUCCCCGUACCUGCUGCAGGACUCCAGCACCGACAGGACCAGCAUGAACAGCCUAAUGGAAGAGGCAAGCAAGAUGGAGAAAAUCAAAUUCCAGCACAUUGUCACCAUCUACGGGGUGUGCAACAGCCCUCUGGGGAUAGUGAUGGAAUAUAUGGCCAGGGGGUCCUUGGAGAGAAUCCUUCCCACUCACAGAAUGUCCUGGCAGCUGAAAUUCCGUGUGAUCCAUGAGAUGGGCUUGGCCAUGAAUUUCCUGCACAGCAUGAGCCCUCCUCUGCUGCACUUGGAUCUGAAGCCAGGGAAUGUCCUCCUGGAUGGGAACAUGCACGUCAAGAUCUCUGACUUUGGGCUGUCCAAGUGGAUGGAGCAAUCCAGCAGGAUGCAGUACAUCGAGAGCUCAGCUCUGAGGGGCACCCUGAGCUACAUCCCCCCCGAAAUGUUCCUGCAGAACAGCAAACCCCCGGGAAUCAAGUACGAUGUGUACAGCUUCGGGAUCGUCAUCUGGGAGGUUCUCAUGCAGAAGAAACCUUACGCAGGGGCCAACAUGAUGGCCAUCAUCGUGAAGGUGGCAGCGGGGAAGAGGCCGGGGCUGGAGCUGGUCAGGGACGACUGGCCCGGGGAGUGCCACCAGAUGGUCGACCUGAUGAAGAGGUGCUGGGACCAGGACCCCAAGCAAAGGCCGAGCUUUGCAGAUAUCCCUGUGGAGACAGACGUGCUGCUGGCCCUGAUCCAGAGCCUGGUGCAGGACCCGGAGAACGAGCGGCUGGUCAGGAAGAUGUCCCACAAACCGGCCAUCUCCAGGAGCCAGCAGAGUGACAAAGAGGAGCUCACCUUCCCCCCAGACACCAGGAGUGGGGGAAAGGCCAAGGAGGAGGCUGCUGGCCCAGCUCCGGGCGGGGAGGCCGGGCGCCCCGAGGAGCUGGGGCCCGAGGAGCUGGGCAGGCUGCAGGAGAACGGCCUGACCCUGCUGCACCUCAUGGUGCUGCAGGGCAACGUGGGCAAGGUGCGGCUGCUGCUGGGCCGCCGGGCCGGCGUCAACAGCGCGGCGGGCGGCGGCUGCACCCCGCUGCUCGUGGCCGUGCAGCGGCGGCUCCCCGAGAUCUGCUGCGUCCUCAUCGAGCACGGCGCCGACGUCAACGCCGCCGACGAGGACGGCUGGACCCCGCUGCACUUCGCGGCCCAGCACGGCGACGACCGCACCGUGCGGCUGCUGCUGGACCACCAGGCCCGCGUCAACGCCCAGGAGCGCGACGGGUGGACGCCGCUGCACCUGGCGGCCCAGAACGACUUUGAGAACGUGGCUCGGGUGCUGCUGUCCCGCCAGGCCGACUCCAACACGCAGGAGGUGGACGGCAAGACCGCCCUGCACGUGGCCGCGUGCUUCGGGCACGUCGGCCUGGUCAAGCUGCUGGCCAGCCAGGGAGCCGACCUGGAGAGGAAGCAGAAGAACCUCAGGACCCCGCUGCACGUGGCUGUGGAGAGGGGAAAGUUCAGGGUGGUGCAGUAUCUGCUGAAGAACGGCAUCUCCGUCAACAGCCUGGACCAGAACCACUACAGCGCCCUGCACCUGGCCGUGGCCCGGGGCAAGUACCUGAUCUGCGAGAAACUCAUCAAAUACGGGGCCAACGUGGAGCUGAGGACGGACAAAGGCUGGACCCCUCUGCACCUGGCCGCCUUCAAGGGGCACGUGGAGAUCAUCCGGCUGCUGAAGGGCAGCCGCGCCCGGCUGGACGCCAAGGGCAGCAUGGACUGGACGCCGCUGCACCUGGCCACGCGCUACGGGGACGAGCCGGCGGUCAGCGAGCUGCUGCGCUGCGGGGCCGACCCCAACACCCCAGAGAGGUCCCACUGGGCCCCCCUGCACUUCUCCGUGCUCAGGGGCUCCUUCCUCAGCGUCAUCAACCUCCUGGAGUGCCGGGCCGACGUCAACGCCAGGAACAAGGUGGGCUGGACCCCGCUGCACCUGGCCGUGCUCAAGGGCAACAUGGCCAUCAUCAAGACCCUGCUGAAGGCCGGGGCUCUGCUGGACGUGGAGGACAUCACCGGCUGCACCGCCCUGCAGCUGGCAGUGAGACACCAGCGGGAGAACAUCAUCACCCUGCUCCAGGGCAAGGAGUCCUCGGGGAACAGAGGUGAGAACAGGACUCUGAACGAUGCCAAGAUUGCCAGGCUGGUCCCAGGAAGGACAGAUCUGUAA